Caenorhabditis auriculariae is the source of this 12922-nucleotide messenger RNA. The record is from the annotation of a GenBank genome assembly. NCBI's taxonomy places the organism in Eukaryota, Metazoa, Nematoda, Chromadorea, Rhabditida, Rhabditidae.
AUGAGGUGGACGGAAGGUCCGCCGCUCAUCGUCGCGGUCGUGGCGCUUGCAGCGGCGGUCGUCGAGGCACAGAUGAUGCAGCAGCCGCAGUCCGCGCAGAUCAAUCAGAACAUUGGCCAGCAGGACGCUUCUUCACUCUUCACUGGCACUGGCACUAACCUUUACUAUGGUGGUGCGUCACUCGUUUUCUAGUCAUCCAUUCCUAGUUUAAAAAAAAAUACUCCGAAGAAUUUGUGAACGGCGCGUAGCGCAACAGGUGUACUGAUUUUUUUCGCUGGUGUCGCUGGAGCGGUACGAAGGCGUAAGAAGAAGAAGAAAAAGAAGAAUAAUUCGUAAAAGGUGCUUGAUGCAAAAACAUUGCUGACUGAAUUUUUUUUUCAAUGUGUUUAAGUGGGGAGAAAGGGGAGGGGGGGGGCUACGCAAAGGUUUUUAACCGAUCUCGAUGUGUACCCAUUCAAAAAAUUGUUUCCAGUGAAUCUCGUGCCGUUUGGACCAGAAGUUGGCGAUCAUGAAGUUAAUCCUGGUCUUCUGACCGCAGGUCAAACGAUCGACCUUCAUAUGUUUUUUCCCUUUUAUGGAGGGCUGUACAAUUACACUACGGUUUAGUGGAACAAAAGUUAGAAUAAAUGUUGAUUGAUCAUUUUGCUUCAGCUAUCUGUAAAUGGAUACAUCGGUUUCGCGACAGUCCUCGAUCAAGGACCAACGAUCAACGUGGGGCCUGACAUGACCGAUUGGCCUCGGCACGAAGAUCCCGCCAUGAUUGCUCCUUACCUCUGCAAACAGCAGGUGUGGGAACGUCGUUCACUUAGCUGUUGAAAUUGUCCAGUAUCGAAGUGUUUUCUCAAGGGUUACGUAUUGUAUUUUCGGGUAAAAAAAAGAUGAGGUUUUCUGAAUUCGCAAAUUUCCAUUACCCGAAAAUGAGUUAUGCAGAAGUUAAUAGAAAAAUCGUUUGUUUUUUCUAAGAAAAACCCGCUUUUCAAGAUCCCACAAACCUUGAAUCCUGGAAUGAGGUCUGGCGUCUUCUACCGGCUGAUGAUGCGGCAGUCGCUGUUCGGCCGCCAAUCCAACAGCAAUGCCAACCUAGGCGGCACCUAUCAAUCUUCGUUCUUUGGCCAGCCGGCUUCCUUGGUUCCUACCACUUCUCGAAAGACUUUUUCUCAAUGGUACCAUUUCAGGCAUGCCCCGGAACAGCAGAUUCUUAUGUCCGAUGCGACCCCAACGCAGACUAUUUUCUUGACUUGAUGAUGUCGUGGUUGCAAGAAGGCGUCGCAGGAGCGGCUGCAUUUCGCGCCGAUGCUGCUCUCGUCGUCACGUGGUAUAACACGGCGUCAGCCAUUUCUGGACGCUCGGAUAUCGACGCAGGACAAUUGGCAACUUAUCAAGUUGUCUGGCUCACAGACGAGGUACCGAAAUAACUCAAACUUAAGGUUUUGACCUAAAAAAAAGCUACUCAGGCAAAUCCUGGGAAGGUGAAUGUAAGUCAGAAGGUCUUAAAAAGCCCUAGGGAAAGUGUUCCAAAGGUAGCUAGAUGCCUGCAAUAAGCCUUCCAGCAGACUUCUAAACGGUAAGCAGAAGGUGCUGCAAAGGUAUCUGGCUGGAAAGCUUCCAAACACCUUCCGAGCAACCGAAAGCAGAAGCUUUCCAACUUUUACCAUAGAUCUCGACAAGAACUUCAGAUACCUAUUAGCACGGUUUAUCCAAUCAGGCGGAAGAUGUCUGUGCGGCAUAUUGCAAUAGAAGCACGGAAAAAACCAAAUUUCGUGGAUUUAGCGGAUGUAAAAGUAUAUGUAGUGUGUUCAGAUUUUGAAUGUCAAGCAGCUAACUCUGUAGAGCUCUUUUUUAGACGUUUAGUAAUGUAUUUUUUUUACGUUUUGGAAGACCUCUUAACAUUAAAUUCUUUGCUUCAGACCGCCCGGCUCAGUUACGUCAUUUUAAACUACGAUCGUCUCGGUUUUGACGCCGCUGACUUCCGCGCCAAUUCAAGAAGUGGCCGCUGUCAGGUGGCUUUAUUUCUAAACAUUUUUUGAGAAACCUCUUAGUCGACGCCAAACAAAAAAUACGAGCAAAUUAUUAAAUUAGUCACGCUUUGUACGAAGUGAGUAAGAGGUUACGAAAUAGGGGAAGAAAAAAAAAAUGAGUUGGCAACGGCGAAAUGAAACGAGAACGGUGUGAGAAAGUUUUGUAUCCUUCGGUUAGAAAACUUACAUAAACACCGGGAAGUAUUGUACUACCAUGUUAUAUAUGAAGGAAAGUACAAUAGAAGACGUGAUUUGCUAGGCCACACCGAGAAGGUGAAACUCAAGUUCUCUAGAGAACGUACUACGUCUUUUAAAGCCAUACGAGCAGCAUAAAACGGGAUUUGGGUUAAAAAAAGUGUCUUGUAGAACUAUUUAUUGUCGAACGAUCUACAGGGUGACAAAUAAAUAUUGAAACCGUUUUUUGUUUGAUCGCUGCUUUUUGCACGAAGGACUGUCCUUCGAAUUUUUUUGUUUAUUUCGUUCAUUCAUGCUCACUUAUCAUGUGUUUGAAGUUACAGCUCACACUUUUCAGUUUUCAGGUAAUGGUGGCCCCAUCUCCGUACCGUACCGCAAUCAUUGAUUGUGUCAAAAGCGGAAUGACGAAUUCAGAGAUCGUUAAAAAGCUGAAAGUGUCUCGUGUUCUCGUUUUUCGAACUGCACAACGCUAUCGGCGUCUCGGUACUUCAGAUGACAUGCAAAGAAGGGGACGUCCAGUCACCGUCACGACUCCAGAAGCAGUCAAAGCCGUUCGAGAGAAAAUCAAACGCACUCCGGAAAGAAGCGUGAGAAAGAUGUCAAAAGAACACGAAAUGAGUCGAGAAUCGAUGAGAACUAUUGUAAAGGACAAGCUGAAGAUGAAUCCCUACCGUAUGCAGAAAGGAGCCUUCCUCAAUCAAAAAAACAAGACAUUGCGGAUGGAAAAGGCUUGAAAGCUGCUCGCUGGCACGAAAGAUGGCUCGCAUCUGACGACGCUAUUUACCGACGAGAAAAUCUUCACUGUGGAGGCGAACAAGGAGGCCAAAAUCAUUGGAUCAUCGCUACUGACUAUCAGAGUGCCUGUGAAAAAGAAAAAAUUCUGAAUAAAACUUCCGGCUUCCGUGAUGGUUUUUGCCGGAAUUACCGCUGACGGCAAAACUCCGCUGAUUUUUGUGGAUCCUGGAGUCAAAGUGAACAAAGUAUACUACAGGGAGUAGAUUUUGAAGUUGAGGGUGUUGCCCUGGGCCAAUUCUCACUACGGAAACCGACCACGGACCUUCCAACAAGACGGCGCACCGCUCAUCGUGCCAAAGGUACUCAAGAGUGGUGUCGCGCCAAUUUUCCGAGUUAAUCUCGGCUGCUGAUUGGCCUGCUUCCUCGCCCGACCUCAACCCGAUGGACUAUGCCGUGUGGAUAUAUCUGACCGAGAAGGUCUCUUCUAAGAAUUACGCAAGUCUGAAGACCGCGCUCAUCAAGAAAUGGGACGAAAUCGACGACGACUACCUUCGUGCCGUGAUCGAUGCGUAUCCGAAGAGACUGAAGGCCGUUAUCAAAGCUAAAGGAGGACGUUUUGAAAACUAUUCUUGAAUUUUGUUUCUAUAUUGUAUGAAUAAAAUUUGUUCCAAGUUUGGUGGUGUUUGGUUGAUUUUUGAGAAAGUUAUAACGUUUCAAACGCGUUUCAAUAUUUAUUUGUCACCCUGUACUCACGGUCUAGUCAGAAAAUUCACAGAAAUGAGUACUUUUGAAGAAACAUGCGACUUUAGUCUUUCGUCGUUUAAUUUUGAAAUCUGUUUGGGAAGGUACUGAAUGAGCCAGUAUAAAUAAUUAUUAUUGUUAUUUCUUGAGAAACCCCUCAGAUUAUCUGCCCAAGUGAAGCAUGAGUGAUACUGAAGAUCAAAAUUUCGGACAGAAGGUUAUAUAUUAUAAAUAAACGAAAAUUUCUUUAAUGAAAUCUCAAAACAGCACCAGUUGAAUGAGUAAUGAGUCAUGCCUUCAUAGCAAGGUUCAACUGAUACCUCGAGGAGGCUUACAACUCUUCAAAGACCUAGUCUAUUUGUGUGCUUUCCACACUGUGCAAAUAUUAUUUGUGUCUCGUUCUUCAUGGAGAUUCCGAUGCACACAAAUGCACAAAUACGAAUUAAUCGUAUUAUCGGACUCACACUGUCAAAAAGGCGUGAACUCUACCUCGUUUUGAGGCAUUUGGGACCCUUUAUCAUUUAUAUUUGAAUACCGAAACGACUGAAAUUUCACGUUAAGUGGAGACGGAAAAUUUUUUUUUUAAUGAAUUGAAUUUUUUUCAAUCAGUUUUCUGCUAAAUCAGACAAAAGUCACUCAAGUUAUCGCUAAAUGCUCAAAACAUCAAUUUCAUUGACGGUAAGCAUUAAUGCACUAUCAGUGUUUGAGACUGCUGCCGUGACAGUGAUUUCGGAAAAUUUAUGGUUUUCUGUGACUCUCCCAAAUUUUAGUUGUUUCUCUCACGGUUAUUUGAAUACCCCGAAAUUGAUUUGAACAUGUUUCUUCUCUCAAAAAUCGAAAAAAGUUGUUUUUUUUUACAGAUGGGGUUAGUUAAUCCACCUAGUGAUCUUACCAAAAAGAAAAUAAAUCAAUAAAUAUUCUGUUGUUGUUUAGUCAUGAAUGUGAUCGAAUAUGAAAAUGAAAUGAAAUGAUUGAUGGAGAAUUUUUUGUAUUUGACUGAGUUUCAGGCGGUAUUCAAUGGCGGAAAUCACACUGGAAUCGUCCCAGUCGACCCGACGCAGGCCUACAAAAACACACCAAAAGUUUUGGCUCAACGGUCUGGAGUUCCACAAAUGGUUCGAGGACGGUACAUGUUCCGCGUUGACGACGUUGUUCGCCCUGCUGGUUGCUCCAACAAAACCGGCGGAACUUGUUCGUUUUUUCCGAACCUGGACAUCAGUCAGCACAUAAAAAAGCCAAAUUAUUGUGCAGACUAUUUUUCGAGUCAUUGAGACAAACACGAAAUUAUUGUGCCCUUCUUUCUUAAAUUUCAUAGCCGAUUUACGGUUAGCUUGAGACGCUAAAGGGUCGUGGCCUGUCUGCGCUCUCCACCAGUCAGGCACUCUCUUUUAUUAUCGUGUCAGGACCCUUAUUUCGAUAAAUCAAGCCAGCCGUGAAUUGGCUUUAUUUAUUAGGGUUUCUAUUACCAAUUUCACAGACCCGAUGCUGAUCUAUCCGAAUAUCGUUAACAUGUUGGGUGAAAUGACUGUCGAUGUCAACGCGAUCUGCCUCGACCGCUCUCAAACCUACAUCCUUAUGAUUGAACAACGUCAAGUCCUCAUAUUCCGAAAUACAGUGAAAUAAUGAAUUUUGUUUUCAAGACGGCCACUUGUACCGUGUUGACGCCGGCCAUAGCGCGGUGUAAUUUGCCGAAAAUCUACGAUUGGGGAACGAAGACCGUCUACUUCCAGCCGCAAAGUGGUGGAGCCAAUGACGAAAAAGCUUUCGUAGGCUACAUUUAUUUUGGUUAGUUUUGGAUACCCCUCGAAAAAGCUUUUAGAAUCUUUGUAUAUGUUAAAAGGCUUGAGGUAUGAUAUAUCUAAAGUUUGAACUUUCUCAAAACACUGCAUUUUCGUAUUCUGAAACGUUUUUAGUUCUUUUUUUAUUUGUUUCUGAAAUAUUUUGGAUUCACAAGUGUGGCAAGUCUCGAAAUUGUUCGCGGGCGUUUUUAAAAAGCAAAGUUUGUCGAGGUAUCGCGACAAGGGAAUAUUUCUUUAGUAUUAUUCGAAACCAAGUUCUGCGUCUUUGAAACCCAAAUAGAGUUGUUGAUUCAUCUCAGUUCUUCAAAAUACAAAACUUCUAAUUUCAGUACCACCCACACUUGACCCGAUGCGGCUUGACAUUGGAAAUAUUUAUGACUGGUUCAAGAAUCCAAUACCGUAUCAAGUAAUUUUUUAAACCUCUCUUUUUUCCAAUGACUGUCAAUUUUGAAGGUGAUGCCUUUGGUCUGGUAUCCUAGAAACUUUACGAAUCCCGACAUCACAACUCACAUGGAACAAUUGAGAAUGAACGACGAUUCUAUGUACAGUGUGCAGCUGGGCCUCUACGUUAUUGCCUAUCGGGAAUAUAAAGACGAUAAUGUUUGUAACUUUCAAACCUUCAGAGGAAAGGGUUUUCUUUAGAUCAAAAAGUUCCGACCAGAACAUCGUGUUAUUGCUCGGCUAGCCACCUAUUCUAACAGAAACACCUACGAAUACAGAUGGAAGCCUCAAGAGGAACGGAUCAACAUGAAUCAAGUCUAAACUCAGCCGUUCGAACGUUUUGUGAGAAAAACUUUCAAUUUAGGUCGAACAGUGGUAUAUGACGGAUUGGGAGCGGAUGAAUGAGCUGUAUAUGUACCGGUUUGGCUAUUUGAAAUUGGCGCCGAUCAAGCCAAAUCAAGAGCAGAAUCCGCAGAUUCUGUUGUCUGGGUGCGUUGGAAGAGAGUGGCCGCUAAAUCCCGGAUUUUUUCACACUUACGUGAAAUGAAAAUAUUCAUUGAACUAACGUGAAAACGAUAAUUUCCGUUUCUUCUAUGGCUACCUGGAUCUGUGAAAAUUUUUUCUAAAAACGUCAUAUUUCCUAUGAUAACAUUUUUGUGAUUUUUUUUUCACGCAAGAGUGAAAAAGUCCGGAGUCAAUAUUGUUCUAUUCCAAUUGAAAGUAGUUUUUUAUGAGCGAGUUCUAUGCAGUUUCAAAAACUCAAUUAACUUCAACAUUAAUUUUGAAGACUUGUCUCCGCGCCAAUCUCGCUACAUUGGCUUUGGACUAGCAACAAUCCGAAAUUCUCGACCACGACAUAUUCUCAGAACGACGAAUCGGCUCGUGUUGAAUACGUCAAGAAAAAGGCGCUUGAAAUGUGCCACGAUUGGUACGAAUUCAAAGAUUUUUUCAAUUGCAAGCCGUGCUGAAAUUACAUAAUACAUAGUCUGUUCUUUCAUAUUUUUGAGUGCGCGAAAAAAGCGGGCGAAAUGCGAGACAUUUGCGAGCCCGUCAAUGUACCGCGAUGUCGACCUCACCUUUCACGACUCGACGGUUACCUUCAGUGUAAUUGUCAUGUUCUCAAGGUACGACGAAGACGGCGCUCAAUGGAACUUCAUCAGAGAUACUGAAACCAACUCGUCCUGUCCUUGCAUUGAACGACAAGCCAUUGCAGAUAUUGGCCGUUUCAUGCCCCAUCCUCGGUGUUCUCAAGUACCUCACGAUUUUCGAAACAGUUCCUAUGUUUGAAAUUUUUAGGCGUUCCGUGACAUAACCUGUACGACUUCUAUCGGAUCCAGAAACUGUUACAUGUCGUCCCAGAACAUUCUCACUUCUUAUGCUGGCGAUGGACGCACGUUUAAUAGCGAAAAUACGGCGUUAGUUUUUCAGUUCAAUAAAAUAAGUAAUAUUUAAUCAAUGUUUUUUCAUUUAAUAGUAGUUUGAUGAAUUGAUUUCGAAAAUAAACAAGAGAAAUAAAAGAUUCAUUUGAUCAAAACUAUGGAGAAAAUCCCAAGAAGAGUUAUCUAUCCUACCCUUUCAGAUGUGUUUCCUAGCGCUGCGAAUAUAUAAUUACUGGAUAACUUUUCAAAAAAUUAUAUUUAGACUUUUUUAUUCACUCCCUCACAAGUUUUGACUUCAGACGCUUCCCGACCCACUACGGACAAGUUUGUUGCUACGAUGACCAAGGUCACUUGAUGCAGACGAGUUACCAGCCUGUUAUUAAGGUUCAUUAUCGCGAUUUUUUUAAAACCGUUUUUGCUGCCUCUUUUUGCCCAUUCCGCGGUUCUGAAAAAAACCUCAUACCAAAUUGGACUUAAUUUGACCAACUUCGCUUCAAGGCCUUUUUUUUGCUGUCUUUUUUGCAUUUUUGUAGGGCUGCUUUUACGGUGGCCUUUUUUUGUGCUUUUAAAACGUGCCCGUCUCGCGCGGAACUCACUACCAGAAAGCGGCUCCGUUUUUUCUUUUAUCAAUAAUGCAAAUAUAUUUUGUAGGUCACUCCCGAAGUUCCCUACAAUCCUGGGUUCCCGUUGAGAGCCUAUGAGUUCGGAACUCCGCCUUAUAUGGGUCAGUACGAAGUGCCUGGUCUUUCCGCCUUCCACAACGACUACAUGCCCUAUUUUCUGUGCUGUAAGUACGCCGACUUCCGCUGUCAGAUGUUCUACUGGCGACGGCCGAGUUCUGGAUGUCAGGAAUAUCAGCCGCCGGCUUACGGUGAGAUUGGGAUGCAUCCAAAAAAAAAAAAUGAAUAAAUAUUUGCGUUUUUCAAAUCAAAUCAAAUCAUUUUUUUUUGUUUUAGUCAGAUGCAAUCGACUAGGCGGUGAACAAGAAUUUUAGACGCUAUAACGAAAAACCGCCUUUGAAGAACUAGAAGUCCUAGAAUGUAGUCGAAAGUGUUGAGAGCAUGGUCUUGUGGUCUUUAGCUUUGUUCUUCUGCGUGUAGUCUAUCCAGUUGCACCUUGCGGAGCUCAUAAUGUAGCGGAUCUUGUGCUGGAUCCCGGAGACCGUGCUCUAGGUGGAAGCCUCGGAAUAAGAUAAACCGCUUCAAGUGAAGAUUUUAAAAAUAUUUGCUGCAGAACGUCUGUCUUACUUUUAUUCCUUUUGUAUGCGUUCUCCAUCAACUUCUGAUCACAAAAAAUUGGUAAAAUUCAGAAAACCCAAUAAAGAGGUGAUUAUUUCCAAGAAUCGUUUUCCAAGAUUCAAAUUUUCGAAUUUUCGAGCCCCCAAGAUUGGUGCAUAGGUAAAACUGAAAAGUUCCUUUGAGGAUCCUCAAAGGAUCCUGAGAGGGAGAUAAAAAGCUUCCUCUAAAAGCUCCUAAAAUGAUGUAAAAAAGCUUUUGAGCACCUUUUUCAUAGCCUCAGAGGAUCCUUUUUGAAUCCUCUCGCAUAUUUUUAGUUGCUUUCCAGCAUCCUUUUUGUCAGAGGAUGUGAAAAAGACGCAAAAAAGAAUUGAAAUGAUGUAAGAAAGAUCUGCUGGGGACCCUUUCAAGGUCUUUUUUUGAGAAAAGCUUCUGGGGAGCUUUUCAGUUUUGCCCGAGUGUAUGCACAAUUCACGCUCGCGAAUUUUUGCAGGUCAAAAUCUCUAUCCUACCAUCAGAGAGUUUGAGAUGCAAAAAAUAACGAGGGAGAAAACUGAAAAUUUUAUCGGACCUGUUGUUUCAAACUGGUGCUAAAAAAAAUUACUACUGGUUUCCGUUUUUGCAACAAAAAAAAACUAAUCGCUUUCAUUUACGCCAAGCUGUUUAAUAAUUAGUUUUUGACAGUCAAUUGGAGUCGGAAACCCCGAAAGUCAACCGGCAGAAAAAAAAAAGUUUUAAAUAUUUUACAUUCUGUACAUCGUGAUUUCAGGAGAAGUGAUGGGUGCCGGGUCGUUCAACACGAUCGACAACGACAAGUUCAUUUUCAAUGAACCUGGCGUCUACAACUUUUUGUACAUUCCGAAGACGUUCACGACACCAGAGGUGAAAGUGCAGAUCAGGAUGGAACGCUACCCGAACCGUCGCGUUGACUUCAGCAAGUGAUAAGAGCGAAAACGAAACGUUUAGACCAAUUUUCAGGUUUGCUGGGAAGGUAUAUGUCGCAACAAGACUUGGUUCAACCUACCAACGCUACCGUAGUCACAGGAGUUGUCCUGGAAGCGACUGGAACCGACCGAGUGCACGUCUUGUCGCGAAAAGACACGCGUCGCUUCAGAUAUCGUACCUCCAUUAUUGUGGGAAACAUCCUACGGUACUUUGACACGAUGAGAAUUCAAAGGUUCCGAGGUACGCACUGUUUUUCGAGCCUUCUAUUGUUUGUAACACAUAAAUUACAAUCCUCCUGUACAUCAAACACAAACUGUAACGGAGUAAUAAAGAUAUCGGAAAAAAAAACUAAUAGUCCCUCAAAAAUGUUUGGUAGAUAGAGAAAACUUUUUAUGAAAACGGCUGCAAUCAUGAGGCCAAAGGUUGAAUUUCAAGGAGUGAUGAUCUAUGUGAAUAACGUGGAACGAGGCCAACCAGAGAUCUACGUUGUGCUCGAAGAGGCUCAGAUUGGAAUUCGUGUGCGAGAAAGCUACGCAAUCGAUAUCGAUCGAUUGACCGAAUACCAGGAGAGUAUGGGAAUGCUCAACGUCGCCAUUUCUGUUCCGCCGCAGUAUGGAGUGGUAUGGGAACUCUUAAUAGGACAAAAUUCGAAAUGCUGAUAAUUUAGCGGCCUGAUGGAGACAAAACCAGAGAAAUGGAAUACAGACAGAGGUACAAUCUGCCUAGAGUUUCUGGCGUGAUGCGGCCGUUCCCCGACCAAACCUCCAACAGUUAUCUGCAGACUUUGACGUUGAACGAUGUCAAUUCAGAGACCUAUCGCCAACAAAUUAUCAACCUCUGUGAGUUGCAUGGGUAAUGUCCUUAUGGAAAAGGAUCAUUUUUUCACCACAAUCGGCUUUUUAGAGUUUCGGUUUUCAGUUUUUUAAGUUAAAAGCUUUCAGAUCGUGUGCAAGGAUCUGGAGAGCCAGGAAGUGACCAGAACAUCAACGCCGCCGGCAACGGCUAUGGCAUGCCGACGGAAAAUAUGUUCACGACGUCUAGAGACGAAGAUAAAAAGUUUGAAGUUUUCCCGGAGGCUUACAUGAAAAGCGGGCCAAUCUUCAAGACGGCGCCAAAAUACGAAACGUUUGUGGAAAACAAAGGAAGGACCUUUCAAAGCGUGUCUCUUGCAGGGGACAGUACCGCUUUUACCCAAUAACUGGCCAGGCGAUGAACCAACGCUUGCAACAGUGCCGCGACAUGCAACAGUCCAAUACGAGUUCGUGUUGAGUCAGUUUCUGAAAGAAAAAAGUUGUAAUUUUCAGUUAAUCUACAACCGCUGCAAUCUCAACUGACUCUGGAAUUCGGCCAGACGCAGUGUCCAGACAACCCUUCGGCAGUCAUCCAGGACUGUGGCGACUCAGUCUCCUGCCUCUACGACUACUUCACGUUGAAUGCCAAGAUCCUUGGCAUGAACGUCAAAAACGAGUGGAACAUCUUUGGAACCGAGCGAAUGGAUGCGUCAAGGCAUUGUUAGUUUUGAAUGAAACAAAAGAACAGUUCCUCAGCUCUCAACAUAGCCUGGUACGCUUCGGGUUUUUUUUUCAAUUUUCUUUGUGCCUUUUGCUCACUUUUCAGUGUUAAUCCGUGUGAAUGAAACGUCUUUCUUAUUUGAAAAGUUACGAAAUUUUUUUCAAAUGUUUCUUUGACCUAUAAUGAAAAAAAAAAUGCUGAAGUGACUGUAUUUUUUUUAAAAUAAUUCAUUUGAUUUUUACGUUUCUUGCAGACAACAGCUGUGGCGUUAUUAACAUUGAAUAUCCAGAGUAUCUGAUGAAAACUUCAUCCUUGUCCUCGGCUUAUUUGCAGGCUAGUUUUGGGAUUACUCAAGUUUUUUUUUUUCACAAAAUCAGUUUCUAAUAAGGGAUAGAAAGAGAAAAAGUUCAAAAAUCAUCUUCUUACAGGGCGACGUGGCUCGGUUUGAGUGCUUCCAGUCACAUUGGAUCAAAGGAGUUCAUGAAUAUCGAUGUAUGUUUUUUUUUUCAAAUUACAGUUCUAAGCACCACAAAACCACUCAUAAACGGAAAUAAAAUAAGCUUCAUUCGUUUAUUCGACCAAAAGUAAUUGGGGACCUUACAAAAAGCGAAUUUUUUUUUGCCGGCUCAACAUUUUUCACAUAGAUUUCAGUUCAUUUUUUUCUUGCAGGCGGAGUAAUUGUGGAUCGGAACCGGCCGCUAGAGUACCGUUACGAGUGGAACAAGGGCGAGCAGCCAUGGUGCCGGUCAAGAGAAAAGGAGAAUUUUCUCAUUUGGCUGUCGGCAAUCCUUGGCACGAUCGCCAUUAUCAUGGGCAUCGUGUUCAUCUUCCUUUGUUGCUGGUGCCUUAAGCAGAAGAAGAUUUCGGAGAGGCGGCAGAACAACGAUCUCCAAAGCCGAAGCACCUCCCUAAGCCGCCCCAAAUACCCAAUCGUACGUAUCAUAGUUGUCCAAGACAAACUUCCACCCUUUUCGGCUUUUUCGAUCUCAAAAAAUCAAUCGACCAAAGUUUUUUUUUGAAACUUAACCUUUCAAAGUCAAUCGACUGAAUAAAAAAAUUAAAAAAAGCUUUUUUUUUCUUAAUUUUGCAAACCUUUCUCUCACAUUUAAGCCACCUUUAACUUUGAAAAUCUUGGACAUUCUGCCUCAGUGGCCUAAAGGCGAGUCUCAUGAUCUUUUUCUUGAGUAGGUUCGACUCCUAGUUCGCAAAAAAGUUUUGCAUUUUUUUUAAAGACGAAAAUCUUUGCGAACGGCAUAAAAUUGAUGGAAACUCUUUUCUUUUGAUUCAUUUGCUUCUGAAAGAAAAAGAAAUCAUUUUCAGUUCGACCGGAAUUAAACCUACUUAAAAUUUCUGUUAUGAGACUUGCGCUUUAGCUUUGAUAUAUAGUCUGUUCAGAUUUUUAAUUUCAAGUGCAAUGAAGUCAUUCAAAAACAAUCUGUGGAUGGCUCGCUCUUUGAUUGGUUUAUCGCACCAUUAGGGGCGGAGCUUGAGCGACGACUUGACAUUUAAAAUCUGAACAGACUAUACUCAGAAGCCUGUGGGAUUUAGCAGCUAGUCUUUUUUUCCAAGUACUUUCAACUAGGUCUUUAAGGCAUCUAAUUUUCAACUCGAUACUCGUCCUCGAUUUUUCUUACAGUUGAAAUUCCAAAACUCAAAAGUUUUUUUCAAAGAUUGACCGUUUUAAAUUUCAACCCUUCUCGAACCGAAGGAAAAGAAGAAAAAUUGAAUUUGGCUUCAUUAUAUUGAAACUUGAAAUUCUAGGAGGAAUCCGAACCACUCAAUGAGAAGCGAUUUACGUCAUACCCUGAUGACUUCGCCCCACACUCGCGGUAAUUUUUUUUCCGUCAACACGAAAAAGAAUUUUUCGUUUCAGAGAAGAAAAAUACGAUCCCGACUUUCAUGGUCUCAAAACUUCCGUCUGA